Mirounga angustirostris (Northern elephant seal) is the source of this 1077-nucleotide messenger RNA. RefSeq names its product olfactory receptor 14K1-like. Bases 1 to 1077 code for a protein of 358 amino acids. Gene Ontology annotation, cellular component: membrane. The transcript has 3 exons. The record is from RefSeq and is a predicted model, not a curated record. Gene Ontology annotation, molecular function: G protein-coupled receptor activity; odorant binding; olfactory receptor activity. Lineage: Eukaryota; Metazoa; Chordata; Mammalia; Carnivora; Phocidae. Gene Ontology annotation, biological process: G protein-coupled receptor signaling pathway.
AUGAUGAAUCAAACAGUAAUAAUGGAAUUCUUGCUUCUGAGAUUUACUGAGAACCAGUUGCUAUUGAGGCUACAUGCUGUGUUCCUCUUACUGAUCUACCUACUGGCCAUAGUGGAGAAUUUAAUUAUCAUCCUCCUCACAAUUCUUGACCAACACCUCCACACUCCAAUGUACUUUUUCCUAAGGCACUUACCCUUCUUAGAUAUGUGUCUCAUUUCUGCCACAGUCCCCAAAUCCAUCCUCAACUCCAUCGCCUUCACUGACUCCAUCUCUUUUCUGGGAUGUGUGUUACAGGUCUUCCUUGUGAUACUAAUGUCUGGGUCCGAGGUUAGCAUUCUCACUGCAAUGUCCUAUGACCACUAUAUUGCCAUCUGUCGCCCUCUUCAUUACGAGGCUGUUAUGAGCAAAGAGGUCUGUGUCCAGCUGGUGUUAGUCUCCUGGCUCAGUGGAGGGGUCUUUGGAGUCUUGUACUCAGCUGGGACAUUCUCUUUAAAUUUUUGUGGGUCCACUAAGAUACAUCAGUUAUUUUGUGAUGUGCCCGCCCUACUGAAGCUCACUUGUUCUGUGGAACAUGCAACUAUUAAUGUCAGUGUGGCCAUUGGGGUCUGUUAUGGAUUUUCAUGUUUAGUUUGCAUUGUGGUCUCUUAUGUACAUGUUUUCUCUACCGUGUUAAAGAUCCCAACCAGACAGAAGCAGGGCAAAGCCUUUUCCACCUGCUUGCCUCACCUCUUUGGAGUGAGUCCAUUCCUUCUAACAGGUGCUAUUGCUUAUUUAAAGCCAAACUCUGAUGAACCUUCUCUUCCUGACUUGUUCGUGUCUAUGUUCUAUUCUGUGGUACCCCCAACCUUGAACCCUGUUAUCUACUGUCUGAGGAGAAAAGAUAUUAAAUUAGCUCUUGUUAAAGUCCUAUGGAGAUUAGCUGAUUAUUUUACAGGAAAAUUAAAGAAAAUACUCAAUUUACUCACAAGCUUCAGUUAUUUGACAUAUAUGUCUUAUGAUGGAUUUUAUAGAGUUACUCAUAUAUAUGAUGAUGAUGAUGAUGAUGAUGAUGAUGAUGAUGAUGAUGAUAUCACAUAG